AUGUGUGUGUGUGUGUGUACAGUUUCCCAUAGGAGCCAUGGCAAGGAGGCAGGCCAGGUUCUUGUUCUGGGCCAGGGUGAUGUUGGACAGUUGGGUCAAGGCGAGGACGUGAUGCAGAGGAAGAAGCCGUCCCUUGUUUCCCUGCCAGAGAAAAUUGUGCAAGUGAUAGCAGGAGGCAUGCACACUGUGUGCCUCAGUGACACUGGCAAUGUUUACACUUUUGGCUGUAAUGACGAAGGGGCCCUUGGUCGGGACACAACAGAGGAGGGGUCUGAGAUGGUUCCAGGAAAGGUGAUACUGGAGGAGAAGGUGGUCCAGGUGUCUGCAGGAGACAGCCACACAGCUGCACUCUCAGAAGAAGGGAUGGUGUACAUCUGGGGCGCCUUCAGGGAUAACAACGGUGUUAUAGGUCUGCUGGAGCCGAUGAAAACAUCGACCGUUCCACUCAAAGUCCCCAUGAAAGAACCUGUUGUGAAAAUUGCGUCAGGUAACGACCACCUGGUACUGGUUACACUGGAGGGAAAUCUUUACUCAUUAGGCACUGGAGAGCAGGGGCAGCUGGGAAGAGUGUCUGGGUUUUUUACAGACAGAGGCGGCAGGAAAGGCCUCGACCGGUUGCUGGUACCACAGAUGGUAAAGGUCAAGGGGAAAGUUCACUUCACGGAUGUCUUCUGCGGGGCGUACUUCACUUUUGCAGUGUCAAAAGAGGGACAUGUUUAUGGAUUUGGCCUCUCCAACUAUCACCAACUGGGCACUAAAAGCACCAAGUUGUGUUUUUUCCCGGUAAAACUGACAUGCUUCAAGAACUCUACCACCUCCUGGGUGGACUUCUCUGGAGGACAACAUCACACACUCUGCCUGGAUGCUGAGGGACAGGUAUAUAGCCUGGGCAGAGCAGAGUAUGGUCGUCUUGGUCUGGGCCAACAGGCUGAAGAGAAGAGCGAGCCCACGCCUGUGACGGGGAUCGAGCUGGCCAGCAGAGUGACAUGUGGGGCGACUGUCAGCUAUGCCGUCACCAGAGAAGGAUCUGUGUAUGCCUGGGGCAUGGGCACCAACCUGCAGCUCGGCACAGGAGAGGAGGAUGACGAGUGGAGCCCUGUAAAGAUGACAGGCAAGCAGCUGGAGAACCGCAUAGUACUGAUGGCCUCCAGUGGAGGGCAGCACACAGUCCUUUUGGUCAAAGACAAGCAAGAGAGCUGAUGUCCAUCUCAGGCAGAGAAUGAUUGGGGGGGGGGGCGAUCUUUUGCUCUGAUUCAAAGUGGGGCCUUGUUCACGAUGCCUAAGUCUGGGGUUGGGAUUAAUCUAUGUGCAACUUCCUGUGCUGAGCUGAAGUGGAGGUGAGAUUCCCUUUUCCUGGGAACUCGUUUCUUCUUGGUGUAGGGAAAAAUGUUCAUGGAUGUUUGGUAGAUCAUGACAAAUGAGACUAUUUUUUUAAAUCUAGAUUUUGGUGUUCUUUGAAUGAUUUUCAUUAAGAGUCAUUAAUAUGACUGUCAGAUGAUAUAUGUGAUGUUUGUGAAUGUGACUGUUGGCAUGUACAUAAAGGAAACGAGUGCAAGCCUUUUAAUGACUUACCCAAACAAUAGUCUUUUUAAUUUAGUUUUUCUUUCAUUUAAAGCAAUAAUUCCAUUGACUUUGGUUCAGACAGGACAUUUAUACUCGAUGAGUUUAAUCUGUGAUACUACUGUUCAUUUUACCUUGGACACAACUUUUGUUGUGAAUCGUUGGACAUUUGGUAACACGUCAUACUGUAUCCUGCAAGUUGCUUUUCCUGUCUGCUAAUAAAGUGUUUUUUUUAAUUAA
Molecule: messenger RNA, 1800 nt
Organism: Larimichthys crocea (large yellow croaker)
Lineage: Eukaryota; Metazoa; Chordata; Actinopteri; Sciaenidae
Gene: rcc1
Product: regulator of chromosome condensation 1
Exons: 8
Coding region: 1-1200 (399 amino acids)
Cellular component (GO): cytoplasm
Molecular function (GO): guanyl-nucleotide exchange factor activity
Source: RefSeq, a predicted model, not a curated record